AUGCACCAAGGAAACCAAACUAUCUCCGAAUUUUUCCUCCUGGGACUCGUGGUGGCAUCUGAACAGCAGCAGCUCAUCUUUAUGCUGUUUCUGUGCAUGUAUCUGGUUACCAUGGUGGGAAACUUAUUUAUCAUCCUGGCUAUUAUCAAUGAUGUUCACCUCCACAGCCCCAUGUACUUCUUCCUUGCCAAUCUAUCCUUUACUGACAUCUGCUUCACAACCACUACAAUCCUCAAAAUGUUGGCAGACAUCCAAAGCCAGAGCCCAACCAUCUCUUUUACAGGAUGCCUUACACAAAUGUACUUUUUUAUGCUGCUGGUAGACCUGGACAAUUUCCUCUUGGCAGCCAUGGCUUAUGACCGGUACAUUGCCAUCUGUUGCCCAUUACACUAUGCUGCAUUACUGAGUCCCAAGCGUUGUGCCAUGUUGGUAUUGACUCCAUGGAUCAUCUCCAAUCUUGUCUCAGUACUGCAUCUCAGUCUACUGGGCCUCUUGAAUUUCUGUGAUCAGAGAGAAAUCCCACAUUUCUUCUGUGACCUGGAACCCAUUUUAAGGCUUGCUUGUUCAGACACCCACAUCAAUGACUUGACAAUCCUAGUCUUUGGGGGAGCAGUUAUCUUCACCCCAUUCGUCUUCAUUUUUGUCUCCUAUGCCCUUAUUGGUUGCACCAUACUUAGGAUUCCUUCAGCCAAGAGGAAGUGGAAAACAUUUUCCACUUGUGGAUCCCGUUUCUCAGGUGGCUCCAUUGUUGGGGUCUAUUUUCUCCCCUCUUCUGCCGACUCAGCAGAUAGGGAUAAGGUGUCUGCCAUUAUAUAUACAGUUGUAACUCCCAUGAUGAACCCCUUCAUCUAUAGUCUAAGGAACAAGGACAUGAAAAGAGCACUGAGGAGACUACUCAGCAGAAAAACCUAUUUCUGGAGAUGGUGA
Camelus dromedarius (Arabian camel) is the source of this 927-nucleotide messenger RNA. RefSeq names its product olfactory receptor 1468. Gene Ontology annotation, cellular component: plasma membrane. Gene Ontology annotation, molecular function: olfactory receptor activity; G protein-coupled receptor activity. NCBI's taxonomy places the organism in Eukaryota, Metazoa, Chordata, Mammalia, Artiodactyla, Camelidae. Gene Ontology annotation, biological process: G protein-coupled receptor signaling pathway. The record is from RefSeq and is a predicted model, not a curated record.